AUGGGUCUCUUCACCCCCCUCCUCAACACAGGCAGCGCCCUGCUGCAGCACGCCGGCUCCCUCGCCUGGCCCCCACUCCUCUCCUUCUCCCGCGGCGCCAUCCUCGCCCUCCUCAAAAACAUUCAGCUCGGCUCGCUGCGCAUCACCGACAUCGACGGCACGCUGACUGUGUGCGGCAGCCCGCGAAGAGCAGAGCCCGCCGACGCCGCCGACAAGAAUGUCUACUCCAUCCCGCACACCGAGCUGCGCGUGCUCAACGACCUCUUCUGGGUGCGCUUGCUGCUGUUCGCCGAUAUGGGCUUCGCGGAGAGCUAUAUGCUCGGCGAGGUGGAGUGCUCGGAUUUGACGGCUUUCUUUAAGCUGUUUAUCGUUAAUCGGAAGUACUUGUCCAAUGGCACUACUCUUACUUCGAACAUCAGCGGGAAGGUGGCGGGGUUUGUUCGCAAGACGAAUACUCUUACGAAUUCCCGGUUGAAUAUCGCCGCGCAUUACGACAUCUCCAACGACAUGUUUGCCGCCUUCCUCUCGCCGGAUAUGACCUACUCGUGUCCCAUCUGGCUCCCCAAGUCCGAUUCGCAGUCCCGAAAGGAAACACUCGAACAGGCGCAAUACCGCAAGCUGUGUCGAUUCAUUAACAACGCGCGGAUCAAAUCGAACGAUCAUGUCCUGGAAAUCGGCACGGGCUGGGGCAGCUUCGCCAUCCUAGCGGUAGAAAAGACAGGCUGCCGCGUAACCAGCCUAACCCUCAGCGAAGAGCAAAAACGGCUAGCAGAAGAGCGGAUUAAGGCGGCAGGCUACCAAGACAAAAUCAAAGUGCUCCUCUGCGACUACCGCAGCCUGCCCGUCCCCGCCUCCGACGCGGACAAAUUCGACAAGCUCGUGUCGAUCGAAAUGCUCGAGGCCGUCGGCGCCGAGUUCCUCGUCGAGUACUUCCGCUGCGUCGACCGCUUGAUCAAACGCGACUCCGGCGUCGCCGUCUUCCAGUGCAUCACCAUCCCCGAAUCGCGCUACGACGCCUACUCCAAAUCCGACGACUUCAUCCGCCGCUACAUCUUCCCCGGCGGCCACCUGCCCUCCGUCACGCAGCUCCUCGACGCCAUCCGCGACGGCUCACGCUCGCCUGCUUCGCAGAACACGCCGCGCCUCAUCCCGGAGAGCAUCGAGAACAUCGGCCCGCACUAUGCGAAGACGCUGCGCCUGUGGCGCCAGAACUUCAUGCAGAACUUUGCUUCUAAGAUCCGGCCUGCGCUGCUUGCGGCACAUGCGGAGGGCGGGAAGAAGAUGGGCGAGGAGGAUGUGGAUCUCUUUCGCCGGAAGUGGGAGUAUUAUUUUGCGUAUUGCGAGGCCGGGUUUGCGACCAAGACGUUGGGGGAUGCUAUCGUUACGGUGGGGAGGGAGGGGGCGGUGCAGAUGAUGGAGGAUGUGCCGUUGUGA
Messenger RNA from Neohortaea acidophila, 1434 nucleotides. RefSeq names its product methoxy mycolic acid synthase 1. Gene Ontology annotation, biological process: lipid biosynthetic process. The transcript has a single exon. NCBI's taxonomy places the organism in Eukaryota, Fungi, Ascomycota, Dothideomycetes, Mycosphaerellales, Teratosphaeriaceae. The record is from RefSeq and is a predicted model, not a curated record. The coding region runs from base 1 to 1434 and encodes 477 amino acids.